AAAAGGCUGGGGCAGAACUCUGACCAAGCCCUGAGGUGGGUGCACAGGUUACAAGGUUGGUGGCCAGCAUCACAGGCUCUCAGUCAGAAUUCCAACCUUCUUCUCAGAUCUGCCAGGCUCCUGUGCUGCACUGAGAGUCCAGAGCUGGCACCACAGAAUCUGGGCAACCCCCUCCACUCACCCAUGCCCACCCCACAUGAGGCUGAGAAACAGCACACAGGGCCAGAAGAGGCAGACAGGCCUCCCUCGAUGUCCAGCCAUGAUGCAGCCCCCUCAGGACCUCCCAGUCGAAAUCCCUGCUGCUUGUGCUGGUGCUGCUGCUGUAGCUGUUCCUGGAACCAAGAACGGCAACGAGCUUGGCAGGUUUCCCGGGAAAGCAAGCUGCAACCCCUCCCCAGCUGUGAAGUCUGCACUCCACCAAGCCCUGAGGAAGUACAGAGCUGGGCACAGUCCUUUGACAAGUUGAUGCAUAGCCCCACGGGCCGCAGUGUAUUCCGGGCAUUCCUGCGCACAGAAUACAGUGAGGAGAACAUGCUCUUCUGGCUGGCUUGUGAGGAGUUGAAAACAGAGGCUGACCGACACGUGGUGGAUGAGAAGGCUCGACUUAUCUAUGAGGACUACGUGUCCAUCCUGUCCCCCAAGGAGGUAAGCCUGGACUCCCGUGUGCGAGAAGGCAUCAAUAGGAAGAUGCAAGAACCAUCGCCACACACAUUCGACGAUGCACAGCUGCAGAUCUACACCCUCAUGCACCGGGACUCCUACCCUCGCUUCCUCACCUCCCCCACCUACCGCUCUCUAUUACUCCAGGGGGCCCCACAGUCCUCUGAGGCCUAGGUCAUUUGUCACACAGAUGUUCUACUCCCAUGGGCAGCCUAGGGGUGGCCCUGCUCCACUUGGCUGAAAUAGACUGCAAUGCCAUGUUCUGCUCUGUCCUAGCCUGCUCCUACUGGGGGUUCUCCUAUAUGGUGCCUCAGACCACCACCCCCCCAGUCGUGUGCCCAGGAGAUGUUCUCAUGGAGAACACCCUGUAUAGCAACAAGUUUGUAGCAGGAGAACGUUAAUUCCUCAGAACCAGAUGUAGAACCUCAGAGUCAGACUCAAAUGAAGAGCCCAUUUAUAUUUUAUAUAUUAACUUUAAAGUUGGAAAUAUGUCCAUACUGUAUGUUUUAUCAAAAGAAAAAAAGAGACCUUUCACAUUUGUGUGUAUUCCUCUACAUGCCAAAAACAUGAUAUAGUAUUCUGUAUAUUUUAAAAACAGAAGCCUCUGUUUAUCCCACAGUUGGAGGAGGAGGAGGUUGGAGAAAAGGACUAUCUAUCCAGACUCUACCUUGUGCGCUGUCCCAUAGCAUUGGCCUUAGUAGGUGACUAUUGUGGGCCCUGUCCAGGGUCUGGCUCUAGAAACUGGCCUCAACUCUACAGUGGGUCAGCACCCAACAAAGGCUUGAGAUGCAACUGGAGACGAUGUAAAACCUAAAACCCUUGUGUACUUGAUGAAAUGCCUUUCCAGAGGCUGGUGGGGACAAAGCGGAUGGUAUGGUCUUUCCAAAGAAGCUAGGCACAGCAUAAUCUUAAUCUUACCGGUCCAAUAAAGCAACACACUCGCUACUU
Rattus rattus (black rat) is the source of this 1608-nucleotide messenger RNA. It is a transcript of the gene Rgs19, whose product is annotated as regulator of G protein signaling 19. Bases 184 to 834 code for a protein of 216 amino acids. NCBI's taxonomy places the organism in Eukaryota, Metazoa, Chordata, Mammalia, Rodentia, Muridae. The record is from RefSeq and is a predicted model, not a curated record. The transcript has 5 exons.